AUGACGACCACUCUCGCCAGAAAGCCAAAGCGCAGGACGGGCGCCGCGGACAGGGCGACGGCGGACUACGCCCAGGGCCAGCGGGCCCAGGGGUCGCGCGAGACCGCGAGGCGGGCGCACCAGCCUGGCACGCGGGCGAGGUCGGCGAGGAGGAGGGUCAGCAUGAAGGGGAUGUGGGCGCGGGCGCCGAAGAAGGAGUUUGUCGUGGCGUCGCGGCACGAGUAG
This is a messenger RNA of Verticillium nonalfalfae, 225 nucleotides long. RefSeq lists its product as uncharacterized. Lineage: Eukaryota; Fungi; Ascomycota; Sordariomycetes; Glomerellales; Plectosphaerellaceae. The coding region runs from base 1 to 225 and encodes 74 amino acids. The record is from RefSeq and is a predicted model, not a curated record. The transcript has a single exon.